Molecule: messenger RNA, 627 nt
Organism: Solanum stenotomum
Lineage: Eukaryota; Viridiplantae; Streptophyta; Magnoliopsida; Solanales; Solanaceae
Exons: 1
Coding region: 1-627 (208 amino acids)
Source: RefSeq, a predicted model, not a curated record
AUGGGUAGAGGUUUGCAUCAAGAAGUUGGUAUUUCUAGAGCUUGCGAUACUCGUUGGGGAUCUCACUUCAAAUCUUUUAAUUGUUUUAUUCUCAAGUUUGGUACAAUUAUGGACAUUCUUGAUAAUAUUGUUGAAACUGCACAUUCUAUGGAUGAAAGAUCCAGGGCAACAGGAUAUAUCAGAAUUGCUCAAACUUAUGAUGUUGCAUUCAUGUUGCAUUUGAUGAAAGAAGUUUUAGGAAUUACUAAUGAUCUUAGUACAUGUUUACAAAAAAAGGAGCAAGACAUUGCAAAUGCCAUGCUACUUGUUAAAGUGGCCAAGAGAAGGCUACAAGAGUUGAGGGAAAAUGAAAGAUGGGAUUUAUUUGUUGUUGAGGUUUCUGCAUUUUGUAUCAAGUAUAAUAUUGUGGUGCCUAAUUUUGAUGAGCCGUAUGUUAAUUCUGGAAGAUCACGGCGUAAAUCUGCUGAUUAUAUUGUUUUUCAUUAUUAUCGUGUUGAAGUAUUUUGUAAAAUAAUUGAUUGGCAAUUGCAAGAACUCAAUGAUCGUUUUGAUGAGGUAACAACCGAGUUGCUUUAUGGAGUUGCUUGUUUGAAUCCAGUAGACUCAUUUUCAAGUUUUGAUAUCUAG